GAACAAGAGCAACAAGUCUCAUUCAACUUCACAAAAUCAAUACCUAAAGAUUCCCAAAAACCAAAGCAAGCCUUUGAUUACUUUUGUUAAUCAAUUGCUCAUUUUCUCUUAAUCCACCUCCAAGAACUCAUGGGAUAUUCCGACAAAUCUUACAACCAACUCGAAGGCGAGAUACGUGAAGCCACCGACGGUAAAAAAUGGGUUAUCGCCGGUCUUCCUCCACGUUCGCCGCUCAAGCCUAUUAACUCCUCCUCCGACGUCAUAUUCACCGAAACAGAGGAUCAAGAUCAGUGUCCGACAACACCCACAGCGGUUUCUGUCAGAAUUCCAAGAGUCCCGCCGUGCCCAGCCGCACCAAAGAAGCGGAAGCCGUCGUCCAAGUGCAGCUACGUUGCCACCGGUAGAGAGUUCUUCUGUCCACCAGACCUCGAAACCGUUUUCAUUCAGAGAGCUGCUAGUUAACUCUGGUUUUUCACAACUUCUCUUUCUAACCUUCUUUAGGGUUGUAAUAUUCUUCUCGAUUCUGGUUAAGUUUUAGAUUCUGAACCUACUCUUAUGCUCUUAUGUGUGUUUUCAGUUCUAGACUUCUAGUAAUGUUAGGACACUAAUUAAGGUUGCUGAAUAGAAAGUCUUUCGUGUUUAUGUACAAUUAUCCCCCCUUUUCUAGUAGAAUUAAUAAAUAUACGACAUCUCGUUUGUA
This is a messenger RNA of Brassica napus (rape), 700 nucleotides long. Its product is annotated as cyclin-dependent protein kinase inhibitor SMR8. The transcript has a single exon. Gene Ontology annotation, biological process: regulation of DNA endoreduplication. The coding region runs from base 130 to 462 and encodes 110 amino acids. NCBI's taxonomy places the organism in Eukaryota, Viridiplantae, Streptophyta, Magnoliopsida, Brassicales, Brassicaceae. The record is from RefSeq and is a predicted model, not a curated record.